AUGCAAACAGAUAUCGCAACUCGAGCCAUGGUGGUGACUUUGAUGGCCCCUGGCGGAGGAGCAAAGACGACUAGCGAAAUCCACACCCUUACAGGUCUCCCAAUACGGACAAUAAGGAAGAUCUAUGCGCGAGCAAUCCGGCGAGGCUUCGAGCCUAAUCAACGCCCCAUACGCCUGAUAGAUGCGUGGCUUGAAGAUGCGCCGCGGCCUCUGCAGCGCGUCAAAUACACUGGAGAUCUCAUCGUCUCCAAAGAAAUGAUUGAAUUCUUUGGCAGUGGUGAAACAGCUGCCAAUAUCACCGGCGAACGUAUGGACAUCGGCACUAUCGUCAAAACCCAGUCCACUACGAAGCAGGAUUCAACAUCAACUGAAUCAGAUUGGGAGGAUGAGGAAGAGUAA
Molecule: messenger RNA, 399 nt
Organism: Fusarium redolens
Lineage: Eukaryota; Fungi; Ascomycota; Sordariomycetes; Hypocreales; Nectriaceae
Exons: 1
Coding region: 1-399 (132 amino acids)
Source: RefSeq, a predicted model, not a curated record